UACAUACAUAGUCAUCAUAGAUAGAUGCAAUCUCCUCACCCUCUCUCUCUCUCGGAGACUCUUCUUAAGCUGCAUAACUACUACCACUACUAUAUAAAACGGGAGGGAAGCCCCAAAUACCAUUUUCAAAGUCCCUCUCUUUCUCUCUCUAAAACUAAAAUCCCUCUCCUCUGCUUCAAUUUGAAGCUGUCUGUCUCUCUUUCUUCCAUCUUUUCUCCCAUCCCACCUUCUCCUCACUAGGGUUUCUUUACUCCUCUAGGGUUUUUCGAACAACCUUCACUUUUUUUCUUAUUUCUGGGCUAGGGUUUAAUCACACCCACUGCUCAUCUCUGCCAUGGCGGCGGAGAAGCUACGUGAUUUGAGUCAGCCCAUAGAUGUCUCUCUGCUUGACGCCACUGUCGCUGCUUUCUAUGGAACCGGAUCUAAAGACGAGAGGACUGCGGCAGACCAUAUCUUGCGAGACCUGCAAAAUAAUCCAGAUAUGUGGCUUCAAGUGGUCCACAUUUUAUCUAACACACAGAACUUGAACACCAAAUUUUUUGCUUUACAGGUCCUAGAAGGUGUUAUUAAGUACCGAUGGAAUGCUUUGCCCGUUGAACAACGAGAUGGCAUGAAGAACUAUAUUUCUGAAGUUAUAGUUAAACUUUCAAGUGAUGAGAUCUCUUUCCGGCGGGAGAGGCUGUAUGUUAAUAAAUUAAAUAUUAUAUUGGUUCAGAUCUUGAAGCAUGAGUGGCCAGCCCGGUGGCGUAGCUUUAUUCCUGACCUGGUUGCCGCAGCAAAAACAAGUGAAACUAUUUGCGAGAAUUGCAUGGCAAUUUUGAAGCUUCUAAGUGAAGAAGUUUUCGACUUCUCAAGGGGUGAGAUGACUCAACAAAAGAUUAAAGAGUUAAAACAAUCAUUGAACAGUGAGUUCCAGCUGAUUCAUGAGUUAUGCUUAUAUGUUCUGUCGGCAUCUCAAAGGGCUGAGCUUAUAAGGGCCACACUGGCCACACUGCAUGCUUUUCUUUCGUGGAUUCCUCUAGGCUAUAUAUUUGAAUCACCACUGCUUGAGACACUGCUCAAAUUUUUUCCUGUUCCGGCUUAUCGCAAUCUCACUCUGCAAUGUCUGACAGAGGUUGCUGCUCUUAGUUUUGGGGACUUUUACAACAUGCAGUAUGUCAAAAUGUAUACGAUAUUCAUGGUGCAAUUGCAGAAUAUCCUGCCACCUACUACCAACUUUUUGGAGGCUUAUGCAAAUGGCACAACUGAGGAGCAGGCAUUUAUUCAGAACUUGGCAUUGUUUUUCACAUCAUUUUACAAGUCUCACAUACGGGUACUAGAAUCUUCACAAGAGAACAUAAAUGCACUGCUGAUGGGCCUUGAGUAUCUCAUCAAUAUAUCUUAUGUGGAUGACACUGAAGUUUUUAAGGUUUGCUUGGACUACUGGAAUUCCCUAGUCUUGGAGCUGUUUGAAGCUCACCAUAAUUUGGAUAAUCCUGCAGUAACUGCAAACAUGAUGGGACUACAGAUGCCAAUGCUUCCUGGUAUGGUUGAUGGACUUGGUUCACAACUAAUGCAGCGACGUCAGCUUUAUGCUGGUCCAAUGUCGAAGUUGAGAUUGCUGAUGAUAUGCCGCAUGGCAAAGCCCGAAGAAGUUCUCAUUGUUGAGGAUGAAAAUGGAAAUAUAGUUCGUGAAACUAUGAAAGACAAUGACGUGCUUGUGCAGUAUAAGAUAAUGAGGGAAACACUGAUCUACUUGGCACAUCUUGAUCACGAGGACACUGAAAAGCAGAUGCUAAAGAAAUUGAGUAAACAACUAAAUGGAGAGGAUUGGACUUGGAACAACCUAAAUACAUUGUGUUGGGCAAUUGGAUCUAUAUCUGGGUCAAUGGUGGAGGAGCAGGAAAACAGAUUUCUAGUGAUGGUCAUUCGCGAUUUGUUGAACCUCUGUGAAAUCACCAAAGGGAAGGAUAAUAAAGCCGUGAUUGCAAGUAAUAUAAUGUAUGUGGUUGGGCAGUAUCCCAGAUUUUUGAGGGCCCACUGGAAGUUCUUGAAAACUGUUGUGAACAAGUUGUUUGAGUUCAUGCACGAAACUCAUCCUGGAGUUCAGGACAUGGCGUGCGACACAUUUUUGAAAAUUGUUCAAAAGUGCAAACGUAAAUUUGUCAUUGUUCAGGUUGGAGAAAAUGAGCCAUUUGUAUCAGAACUUUUGACAACACUUCCAGCAACUAUUGCAGAUCUUGAGCCUCAUCAGAUUCACUCCUUUUAUGAAUCUGUGGGCCAUAUGAUUCAAGCAGAAUCUGAUCCUCACAAGAGAGAUGAAUAUUUGCAGAGGUUGAUGGAGCUUCCUAAUCAGAAAUGGGCUGAAAUUAUUGGACAGGCGCGUCAGAGUGUGGAUUUCUUGAAAGAUCCAGAUGUGAUAAGGGCAGUGCUUAACAUUUUGCAGACAAAUACUAGUGUUGCGAGCUCUCUAGGAACAUAUUUCCUGCCACAGAUUUCUCUAAUCUUCUUGGACAUGCUCAAUGUAUACAGAAUGUACAGCGAGCUUAUAUCAACCAGUAUUGCCCAAGGAGGACCCUAUGCUUCCAGGACAUCUAUUGUGAAACUUCUACGGUCAGUCAAGAGGGAAACGCUAAAGCUUAUUGAGACGUUUCUAGACAAAGCUGAAGAUCAACCACAUAUUGGCAAACAAUUUGUGCCUCCGAUGAUGGACCCUGUGCUUGGUGACUAUGCCAGGAAUUUGCCUGAUGCAAGAGAGUCAGAAGUUCUCUCUCUCUUUGCCACAAUAAUAAAUAAGUAUAAGGGGGCAAUGAUUGAUGAUGUUCCUCGGAUAUUUGAAGCUGUUUUCCAGUGCACUCUAGAGAUGAUAACAAAGAAUUUUGAAGACUAUCCUGAGCAUCGACUCAAGUUCUUUUCACUGCUUCGAGCCAUUGCUACACAUUGUUUUCCUGCUUUAAUCCAUUUAUCUAGUGAGCAACUUAAACUUGUCAUGGAUUCCAUUAUAUGGGCUUUCCGGCAUACUGAACGAAAUAUUGCAGAAACUGGACUCAACCUUUUAUUGGAGAUGCUGAAAAACUUUCAGGCUUCAGAGUUCUGCAAUCAGUUCUACAGGACUUAUUUUUUGACAAUAGAACAAGAAAUAUUUGCUGUUUUGACAGACACCUUCCAUAAGCCUGGUUUUAAGUUGCAUGUACUUGUGCUGCAGCACUUAUUCUGCCUGGUGGAGUCUGGUGCCUUGACUGAGCCACUGUGGGAUGUUGCAACAGUUCCUUAUGCUUAUCCAAACAACGGCAUGUUUGUCCGAGAGUACACAAUUAAACUUUUAAGUACAUCCUUUCCGAACAUGACAGCAGCUGAGGUGACCCAGUUUGUGAAUGGACUUUUUGAGUCAAGAGCUGAUCUUUCGUCAUUCAAAAACCACAUAAGAGACUUUCUUGUGCAAUCUAAAGAAUUUUCAGCUCAGGACAACAAAGAUCUUUAUGCAGAGGAAGCUGCUGCUCAGAGAGAAAGAGAGCGACAACGUAUGCUGUCAAUUCCAGGACUCAUUGCUCCCAACGAGAUUCAAGAUGAGAUGGUUGACUCAUAAGUUUUGGCAAAUUUUGGUGUCAAGACUAAUUUUGUGGAUUUUUUUUUUUGUUUUUUUAAAAACUCUUUUAAGUAUUAGGUUUGAGCACAUCUAGUCUGCAGUGAUACAUGUUAUGGAGUUUCCAUCUGUAAUUUUGCCUCAAUUUUAUCAUCUCCGUAGAAUAUUUUCUUGUGUGAAGCGGUGAAGCCACAGAGGCAGACAGGCUUUGCCGCCGAAGAAACUGCAUUCUGGUUGUAGAGUACUUAGAUUCUAAUUUAGGAAUAUAGCAUGUCACCUUAUAGAUCCCUGGAUGGUUGUGACACUGUAAUGCAGGAGGAAGUUUGAAGUGAUUGUCCUUGGCAGGCGCCUAUUGGCGACUCGUAAUAGGUCUAAUGUAUACAACAUUAAUGGGUUGUGCAGAAAAUUCUCUUUCUGUUGAUUUGUAGA
Molecule: messenger RNA, 3991 nt
Organism: Sesamum indicum (sesame)
Lineage: Eukaryota; Viridiplantae; Streptophyta; Magnoliopsida; Lamiales; Pedaliaceae
Product: protein EXPORTIN 1A
Biological process (GO): protein export from nucleus; ribosomal small subunit export from nucleus; ribosomal large subunit export from nucleus
Cellular component (GO): cytoplasm; nucleus
Molecular function (GO): small GTPase binding; nuclear export signal receptor activity
Source: RefSeq, a predicted model, not a curated record